AUGUUGGUGGCCGAUUCUCGUGGAUUGUUCAGUUACAUUUUUACUGAUCUUGGGCAACAAUUCCGUAUUGAUGAUUCAAAUGGCGAACAACCACAAGAAUUUCACAUUGAGCACAUUGAUCGUGGCACGGGUGAUGUAACAACUUUGGAGAAUGUGAUGCACGGGCUCGUCGAUGGCGAUUUUGUGACUUUCACUGAGGUCAAAGGCAUGGUACAAAUCAACGAGUGUCAACCAAUCAAGGUCACCGUAAAGAAACCACACAUCUUUAAUAUUGGAAACGCGGCCGCGGAUUUUGAUGCUCAUACGGAAAGUGGAAGAGGUCGUCAAGUGAAGGUGGCCUCCUAUGUCGACUACAAACCACUUGCUGAAGCCCUACGGGAUCCUGAAAUUGCUUUCUGGGAUUUUGCUCGAAUGGAAUAUCCGCAACAAUUGCACCAACUUUUUCAAGCUUUGUAUGCAUUUGAAGAAAAGCAUGGCCGUUCACCGAAGCCCAGAUGCGAUGACGAUGCAGCCCUUCUCAAAGAGGAAUUACCUGCUGACAGUGAAGUUGAUGCGAGUCUCCUGAAGAUGUUCUCAUACCAAGCGACUGGUAUGCUCGUUAACGUGUGUUCCGUCGUCGGAGGUAUUGCUGCCCAAGAAGCUAUGAAAGCUGUUACACACCAUAUGACUCCAUUGAAACAGUUUUUGUACUUGGAUCAUGUUGAUGCUCUUCCCGGUGACUGGAAUUCGUUCAACGCCGACUUGCUGACUUACGAAGAUUGUGCUCCUCGUGGAAAUCGUUAUGAUGGCCAGGCAGCAGUGUUUGGAUGGCAAUAUCAAGAAACAAUUGGAAGACAAAAAUGGUUUAUCGUUGGUGCUGGAGCAAUUGGAUGCGAGUUAUUGAAAAACCUCGCGAUGAUGGGCGUGUCAUCCGGAAAAGAUGGAUUGAUUAAAAUCACCGAUAUGGACCAAAUUGAAAUUAGCAAUCUAAAUCGACAGUUCCUCUUCAGACGCCCGGAUGUUGGAGAAAAAAAAUCGGUUGUUGCUGCACGAGCUGUCAAAUCAAUGGCUGAACGUGUUGGACCUGAUAACCGAAUCAAUUUUCAA
Messenger RNA from Mesorhabditis belari, 1086 nucleotides. The record is from the annotation of a GenBank genome assembly. Lineage: Eukaryota; Metazoa; Nematoda; Chromadorea; Rhabditida; Rhabditidae.